UAUAUAUACGAUGGUUUUAUGUCAUCGAAAUAAAGCGCAAUCCGCUAAAAUGGCAAUUUCAUACUUUGUAUUAAUAAAGAUCAAUAGUUUGCUGGUGUUAGGCAUUGUAUAAAUCCGAGAUCAAAAGAUUUUGAAACCUAUAACAAAAAUCCAAAUCCAAACUCUGUAAAUCUUAGCAGAAAAAGUGCGUCGUAUGCAAGUUUGCAAGUAGAGUCUUUCCCCCAAUACAGGAGAAACUCUUGGAACUCCAACAUUCCUUCUCUGUACUCGAUGCCUCAUCACUGGAAAUCCCUCUUCCUCCUCCUCCUACAACUCCUCAAUCUCUGCUCCACCAAUUCCCAGCCGUUCACAUCAUCAAAUCCCCAUCUUCAAUUCCCAUGCAAGCCACCCCACCACAGCUCCUACCCUUUCUGCAACAACUCCCUCCCGAUCCCCACCAGAGCUCAGUCCCUAAUUUCCCUCCUUACCCUCCAAGAAAAGAUCCAACAGCUCUCAAACAGCGCUUCUGCAAUCCCCAGACUUGGCAUCCCACCUUACGAAUGGUGGUCCGAGUCCCUCCACGGCAUAGCCACCAACGGCCCUGGUGUCUCCUUCAAUGGCACCAUCCCUUCAGCCACAAGCUUCCCACAAGUGAUUGUCACAGCAGCUGCUUUCAACAGGACUCUCUGGUCCUCCAUCGGGGCAGCCAUUGCUGUUGAGGCCAGAGCAAUGUACAAUUUUGGGCAAGCUGGGUUGACUUUUUGGGCACCCAAUAUCAAUAUCUUUAGGGACCCCAGAUGGGGGAGGGGUCAGGAGACCCCUGGGGAGGACCCCAUGGUUGCUUCUGCUUAUGCUGUUGAGUUUGUGAAGGGUUUUCAGGGUGGGGGAAUUAGAGAUGGUGGGCUUGGAGCGAGGACAGUGUUGGAAAGUGAUGAGAGGGGUGAUAGUUUAAUGCUCUCUGCUUGUUGCAAGCAUUUCACUGCUUAUGAUUUGGAGUCGUGGAGGAAUUUUAGUAGAUAUAGCUUCAAUGCUGUGGUUUCAGAACAAGAUUUGGAGGAUACAUUUCAGCCGCCUUUUCGAAGUUGUAUACAACAAGGUAAAGCUAGCUGCUUAAUGUGUUCUUACAAUGCUGUAAAUGGGGUUCCUGCCUGUGCACAGAAGGAUCUCUUGGAUAAGGCUCGGAACGAGUGGGGAUUCAAAGGAUAUAUCACCUCAGACUGUGAUGCUGUGGCCACAGUGUUUGAAUAUCAGAACUACACAAAAAGUCCCGAGGAUGCAGUUGCUGAUGUUCUUAAAGCAGGGACGGAUAUUGAUUGUGGCACAUACUUGCUCCGAAAUACUCUAUCUACAAUCAAACAAGGGAAGGUGCAAGAGGAAGACAUAGACAAGGCGCUUCUCAAUCUUUUCUCUGUUCAACUCCGUCUUGGGUUAUUUAAUGGAGAUCCCAGAAAAGGGAAAUUUGGUAGUUUUGGAGCUCAGGAUGUCUGUACCUCAGAGCAUAAGACGUUGGCACUUGAGGCAGCAAGGCAGGGAAUUGUGCUCCUUAAAAAUGAUAAGAAGUUUUUGCCUUUAAAAAGGGGUGUUGAUUUUUCCUCGGCUGUCAUUGGUCCAUUGGCAAACAAUGCAAGUUUGCUGGGUGGGGAUUACACAGGAAUUCCCUGCAACCCAAAGAGUCCUUUUGAGGGUCUUCGAGAGUACUCAACUAGAACAUCUUAUGUAGCUGGCUGCCAGGAUGUACCAUGUAUGUCUGAUGCUGGGUUCAAAAAAGCAAUUUACGCUGCAAAAAAAGCUGAUUUUGUUGUUAUAGUCGUCGGUAUUGAUGCAUCGCAAGAAAGAGAAGAUCACGAUCGAGUUAGUCUUCUCUUACCUGGUAAACAGAUGGCCCUUGUAUCUUCUGUGGCUGCUGCAAGCAAAGGACCAGUGAUUCUAGUUCUUGCUGGCGGUGGACCACUUGAUGUAACAUUUGCCAAAGAAGAUAUGCGAAUUCCAAGCAUUCUUUGGAUUGGGUACCCUGGGGAGGCUGGCGGGAGAGCACUAGCAGAAGUCAUCUUUGGAGAUUUUAAUCCAGGUGGAAGGCUGCCUAUGACUUGGUAUCCUGAGUCAUUCACCAAUGUACCAAUGAAUAAUAUGAACAUGAGGGCUGAUCCUUCUUUAGGUUACCCUGGAAGAACCUACCGGUUUUACACUGGGGACAGGCUAUAUGGAUUCGGGCAUGGGUUAAGCUAUAGUAGUUUCACUUACAAUAUCGUAUCAGCGCCAAAAAAGUUAAGCUUAUCAAAACCCUUCAAGGUAGAUUUGAGUAAAAAUGUACUACACCAACCUGGAGAUGUACUUGACCAUUUACACAUUGAUGAGGUAACGUCGUGUGAUUCUUUGAGAUUCUUUGUUGAAAUCGCUGUGAAGAAUAACGGAGACAAGGAUGGAGGCCAUAGUGUGAUGUUGUUCUCCAGAGUGCCAAAAGUAGUCAAGGGUGCUCCACUACAACAGCUGAUCGGAUUUAACCGUGUGUAUACGGUUUCAAACCAAUAUACUACAGCAUCCAUUCUAGUUGAUCCCUGUACACAUCUAACCUUUGCAGAUGAGCAUGGGGAAAGGAUAUUGCCAUUGGGUGAACAUGUAUUAAUGGUAGGAGAUAUACAACACUUUGUCUCAGUUGAAAUUAAUUAAUGUAAUUUAUGUCAAACAGACGCUUGAAAUUUAUGUCAAAAUGUUGGCAAGGAAAUGCAGUGACAAACCAGUGUUUCGAUGCACAGAGAAA
Pyrus x bretschneideri (Chinese white pear) is the source of this 2737-nucleotide messenger RNA. Its product is annotated as probable beta-D-xylosidase 6. The transcript has 6 exons. Gene Ontology annotation, molecular function: alpha-L-arabinofuranosidase activity; xylan 1,4-beta-xylosidase activity. Gene Ontology annotation, cellular component: plant-type cell wall. NCBI's taxonomy places the organism in Eukaryota, Viridiplantae, Streptophyta, Magnoliopsida, Rosales, Rosaceae. Gene Ontology annotation, biological process: arabinan catabolic process; xylan catabolic process. The record is from RefSeq and is a predicted model, not a curated record. The coding region runs from base 271 to 2646 and encodes 791 amino acids.